This is a messenger RNA of Vicia villosa (hairy vetch), 1122 nucleotides long. RefSeq lists its product as uncharacterized. The transcript is spliced from 2 exons. The record is from RefSeq and is a predicted model, not a curated record. Bases 1 to 1122 code for a protein of 373 amino acids. Lineage: Eukaryota; Viridiplantae; Streptophyta; Magnoliopsida; Fabales; Fabaceae.
AUGCAAAAUUUUGUGAAUGGUCUUAAGCUGAAGAUGAAGCAACUCAUUGAAACAGCUGUCGGUGGCUCAACAAAUUUCAAAACAGCCACGGAGAUCAAGAAGAUCAUUGAUGCUAUCACGGCGAAUGAACACUUGGAGUUAUAUGACCGCAGUGUUAAUCAGCCUGAAGGGUCAGUCGUUUUGAAGUUGUCAAAUCAAGUUAUUAAGAUGGAAGACCAAAUUGCGGCUGAAGUUGAACGAAGACUGAAACAAAUGGCUCUUGAAAAGCAAACUGUCGCACAGGUUCAACCGGCUCAGCCGAGUCAAGCGGUGAAUUGCGAGAUAUAUGGAGGAUCUCAUUUUGCCAUGCAUUGUGUAGUAACAGCACAACAGCCAGGUGCUCUACCUAGUGCCACGGUUACCAAUCCCAAAGAUCAUAACAAUGUAAGUGCGAUAAGCACUAGAAGUGGUAAAGCAAAAGAAGUUGUGGAGGAAAGUACCGAAGAAGAAGAGCCGUUGCUUGAAGUCGAUUUGGAAAUAAAGGAAAAUGAGGUAGAAUCUAAGGAUAUGAUUAUAUCAGAACUAAUGACGAAAGGGAAGAUUAUUGAGCCAAAGUCGGCAGUUAAACUUCCUUUUCCCACUAGAAAUAAAAAGAAGGGGCAGCAUGAGAAGAAUUUUGAAAAAUUCUUGGAGAUGUUCAAGAAACUUGAAUUAAAUAUUCCAUUCCUAGAGGCAUUGGAGCAAAUGCCUACAUUUGCCAAGUUCAUGAAGGAUAUCAUCUCCAAUAAAAGGACCAUCGAACGUGACCCGAUUAUUCUAACCAAAAAUUGUAGUACUAUUUUGCAGGGUACGAAGAUUCCGGUGAAAAAGAAGGAUCGAGGUUUCGUGACUAUCCCUUGCACAAUUGGGGAUAGGUCUUUCAAGAAAUCCCUUAUUGAUUUGGGAGCAAGUGUGAUUCUUAUGCCACUGUCCAUUUACAAGAGAUUAGGGAUAGGUAAAGUGCAAGAUACAAGAAUGACACUCCAAUUUGCUGACCACUAUGUGAAGAGACCAUACGGGAUAGUAGAAGAUGUGCUAGUAAAGAUCGACAAGUUUUUGUUCCCGGUGGAUUUUGUCAUUUUAGAGAUGCCGGAAGAUGAAUAG